Neltuma alba is the source of this 327-nucleotide messenger RNA. RefSeq lists its product as uncharacterized. Gene Ontology annotation, biological process: DNA replication. Gene Ontology annotation, cellular component: replication fork. The record is from RefSeq and is a predicted model, not a curated record. The transcript has a single exon. The coding region runs from base 1 to 327 and encodes 108 amino acids. NCBI's taxonomy places the organism in Eukaryota, Viridiplantae, Streptophyta, Magnoliopsida, Fabales, Fabaceae.
AUGCUCAAUGGUGAAUAUGUAGAGUGCUUUAGCUCAGAUUCAAUAACUGCUACUGAUCAAGAUCUAGAGUUCCAAGAAUUAUACACUACUGAAUUCUUAAACACCAUCAACUAUUCUGGUCUUCCUCCUUAUAGAUUAGCAUUGAAAGUAGUAUGUCCUAUCAUGCUUGUCAGGAACAUUGAUCAAGCCUCUAGUCUUUGUAAUGGGACAAGACUUCAAACUACUUUCUUUGGUAAACAUUUCAUCAAAGCUAUGGCAUUGAAUGGUAUAAGUAUUGGUCAGGAAGUCCUCAUCUAUCGCAUGGAUAUGAAUCCAUCUGAAACUUAG